UAAAACUGUAUUUAAACAUAGCAACAAAUAUAUUAAUGUGACAGGUUUAAUGCUGAUUGAUGGAAAACACAAAGUAAGAUCAGUAUCUAGAAAGAUCUGAGGUCUGACAGUAGAAUUGAUUGUGGAAUCACUACUUUGCCAUUUUUUUAACUCACUGUUAUCGUUUCUAUCCAUAUUGUUUUUUAUUUAUUAACUGCUUAUUAUUGAGUUUUAAAGUAUUUGCAGCCUAAUUAAUAACCAUUAGUACUCUCCUUUAUAAACCAUUCAUAAACCCUUCAUAAAGGUAGUCUUAUUUUAAGGUGGUACCCUCAUCUCAAUAAUGCCCCACCCCUAUUUCUAACAUGCCGAUGGGAAGGCAGAGGGCACCAGUUGGCCAAUCCGAACACAGGGGGUGUGGUAAACUAUAUGAAAAUGGGUGGGGAAAAGAAUAAGACAGGCUUAGAGAUAAGAGAUAAAGAAUAAAACGGGGGCAUCUUAAAGCACAGUGGUUAGUGUAUCAUCUUUAGCAGCUGGAAAGGACUUUGGGUGGCAUUUUCUGCUUUAUUUCCACGUUGCUUUAUUUAUCUACACUGGAUGCAACUGAGCUUGGGCAUCAUCACCCAGAACUAGACUGUAACUGGUAAUUCUGAUCAUUAGUGAUUUUGACCUUUCUAGGGAACAGAAGACGGGAGCAGCAGCUGGACGAUGAUUACGGACAUGUUGGGGAGCAUCCACACCUCCUGCGAUGUUCCAGCUGGGGCAGUUUUUGGACCAUGUGACCCCUCUGGUACCUCACUGGGGGACAGCAUUGCCAUUAUAGCCCUGAAGUGCUCAGACAGGCGUGCAACAGCGUACACUCAUCAGGUGGACACUUCAUUGGCCGGUCACUCUCUGGAAGCCCCAGUCUGGCUCCGGCUGGUGCGGUCGGCCCGGUCUGCAGAAGAACAAAACCUGGAGGCGUUUGUAAAGGACAGUCAUCUGUUUUAUCGAGCCCUGAAGAACAUCUCCAAGAUGUCGGAACUUCUGGUUUGGUACGGGACAGAACUAGCUGAGCUGCUGAACCUUACAUGCGCUCAGAAAAGUAAUAAAGGCUACAGAUGCUGUUUCUGCAGACAGAGCUUUCUGUUCGAAUUCCCUUUUCUGGCUCAUCAGAGAUUCUUCUGCUCUGAAAGACCAGCGAGAGUCGGCAACAGCAAGUCAGGAUCAGAAUCCUCCAAAGUUCAGAACAAAGCAUCUAGAGAUUUCCACAGUCUGGCCAAAAACCUGGAGAGUUUUACUAAAAGGAGACACUCUUUAGAUUCGGAGUCUGGCGAAGAAAGUGACGAGGAGAAGCUUUCACUUUCUGGAGAACACCCUCGUGCACCUCCUUCGUUUAAACGAGCGUGCGCUACAGUCGUGAAAAGAAAGCCUGGGGGUUGCGAUAGCAGAAUGAUCAAUGAGGGAUGGCGUUCUUCACCCAGGGCAACCCAAAGCCUUGGCAACCUAGAAGUUCUGGACUCAAAGCCCAUUGAAAAUUCACCAGGACCCCAUUCUGUGCCCCAUACUAGAAGGAGGUCUCCAUUAGUGACCGCUGGUCCAGCCCACAAGGAGAAAAGUGCAUUCGUCCGGCCUCCUCGCUCAAUCUCCCAAACAGCCAAUCAGGCCACGUCAUUCAGAUUCAGCCCUGGAAUCACUCCAACUACAUUUCCCAGCAUACCCACCCUCCCUAACCCCGCUGCCCAGGCAACUAAACAACCCCAGGACCCGGCGCUCGUCAGCAGGGGUCUCCUCAGACAACAGUCGCUCCUCUGUCAGGAAUCAGGGCUCUGGUCCAGGAUGUCCUGGUCCCCCCUCCUCCCCCGUCCCCCCGUCCCCGCUGUCCCCGCCCCCCCCGGGCUCUGUCCUCCGGUCCUGACCCUGCAGAACUGGUGCGCAAAGUGCAGCAUCUCCUUCCACAUGACCUCCGACCUCGUUCAGCACAUGAGGUCUCACCACAAGAGGUCCUCAGAGCGCCCCCAUCAGCAGCAGCAGGACGCCAAGCCCAGGCUGAGGUGCCCCGUCUGCCAGGAGGGCUUCAGGGAACGCCACCACCUCUCACGCCACAUGACUUCUCAUCUGUGACCUGAUUGGCAGAUCCUGAAUAAAGUUGUUAUGCUUGUAUGAACAUAUCUGACUUCAGGUCUGUCAUUAUUAUUAUUUUUAUUAUAUGUUAUUAUACCACAGUUAAUUAAAUCUGACCCUGCAAUGUAAUGGGCUAAAAGAGGCGUUCUAUUAGUGCCGCUACCAGCCGGUAAUGCACUGUAACCAAGGCUCUGUAACCAAAUGUAUUACUCCGCCACAUACAGGUAUCAACGAUGCAGCGCUUACAAACCAAACAGAGCAGUAAUGGAACUAUUUUAACUGUGUUUAUAACCAAACAGAUCCAAUUUUUUCUCCUCUUUAACUCUUUAAAAUAUUUUAAUAAACAGAGAUAAUGAAACUGUGGUAUAGUUAAGCAAUAAUACACUUAAGGUUCGUGCUAUAACGUGUCAUAUUUACCACAGCAUAUCAGUGCCAAUACACAUUAUAGCACGAUACUUGAGUGUAUUAUUGCUUAAUUAUAUUCAUAAUAAUCAAUUAAGGUAAUAAUAAUAACAAUCUGUUUCUAUGAUUUUAACAAAUUGAAGAUGGAUGAUCACAAGCCAUCAAACCAAACUGAACUGCUUGAAUUUUUGCACCAGGAGUAAAGCAGCAUAAAGUUAUCCAAAAGCAGUGUGUAAGACUGGUGGAGGAGAACAUGAUGCCAAGAUGCAUAAAAAAACUGUAAUAAAAAAACAGGGUUAUUCCACCAAAUAUUAAUUUCUGAACUAUUAAAACUUUAUGAAUAUGAA
This is a messenger RNA of Astyanax mexicanus (Mexican tetra), 2828 nucleotides long. RefSeq names its product PR domain zinc finger protein 8 (gene prdm8a). The coding region runs from base 685 to 2079 and encodes 464 amino acids. Lineage: Eukaryota; Metazoa; Chordata; Actinopteri; Characiformes; Acestrorhamphidae. Gene Ontology annotation, molecular function: protein binding. The record is from RefSeq and is a predicted model, not a curated record. Gene Ontology annotation, cellular component: nucleus. Gene Ontology annotation, biological process: regulation of DNA-templated transcription. The transcript is spliced from 3 exons.